GGAGCAUUUGAAGAGCUUGUGGAACGUUACCAGAUCCCUCAUAUUCGCAUUUCUCCCUACAAUUCCAAGGCAAAUGGUGUUGUUGAGCGUGGACACUUCGUCAUAAGAGAAGCACUUGUCAAGUCCUGUGAAGGGAAUGUCGAUUUAUGGCCAACCAAGGUCCAUCAUGCCUUCUUUGCAGACAAGGUCACUACUCGUCGUUCUACUGGAUUCAGCCCUUUUUAUCUGUUGCACGGAGUUGACCCAGUCCUACCAUUUGAUCUGACAGAAGCGACUUUCCUUGUUCAUGGAUUCCACACUGCAAUGUCAACAGAAGACCUCAUUUCUCUGCGCAUUCGUCAACUAGAAAAGAGACAGAAUGAUUUGCAACAAGCUGCACUCACUAUACGCAAAACUCGUCUCAGAUCUAAAGCGCAGUUUGAGAAACUCUAUGCACGAAGGAUGUUCAAGAAUGAAUACCAGCCUGGAGAGCUUGUUCUAGUGCGGAAUACUCAGGUUGAGAAAGAGCUGGAUCGUAAAGCAAAGCCUCGUUACAAUGGCCCUUAUGAAGUUGUGCGACGUACUAAAGGAGGAUCAUAUGUUCUAAAAGAAAUGGAUGGAUCAGUAUCACGAAGAGGAAUUGCAGCAUUUCGCCUACUUCCCUAUUUCAACCGC
This is a messenger RNA of Serpula lacrymans var. lacrymans S7.9, 654 nucleotides long. RefSeq lists its product as uncharacterized. The record is from RefSeq and is a predicted model, not a curated record. The transcript has a single exon. Gene Ontology annotation, biological process: DNA integration. Lineage: Eukaryota; Fungi; Basidiomycota; Agaricomycetes; Boletales; Serpulaceae. The annotation marks the transcript as partial. Gene Ontology annotation, molecular function: nucleic acid binding.